UGUUUGAACACGAAGUACCCGAACGCCGAAACCAUGAAUCGUUGGCUUACAGUGGCCUUCCUGGUGGCUUCCGCCGGAGGAGCAUUCUCGUUAUACUCGGCCAUUUCGGUUGGUUCCACGGGCCUCGCCAACAUGGCCACCAACCUGCAGUCGCUCUCGGUCGUGGUGAACAACUACUACAACGCCCUCAACACUGACCGGACUUUGGUGAACGCAUCUUUGAACGAUUUGGGAUAUUAUGUCAACGUGACUGUUUCUGCGUUGAACAAAACUUAUGGAGCUACGCAACCACCGCUUUCAAUGAUAAUGUCGAUGGCACCGAUGUUCAACUCAACUCUUUCAAUGGGAGAGCUUACCGUUAAUUCCAUGAUUUCGUCAGAUUUAUCUCAAGUGUCCAGUAAUGUCCAGCAGCUGAUUGACAGCAUUUUCCAGAGCUUCUCAAUGUCGCUGUACACGAUGAGCUCGUACGAUCAGUCGUAUACUGAAGAUAAGUGCAUUGCCAAAAACAUGACACAAAUGUCUCAAAUUCCCAACUCUGUGGGCAAGCUGGGUCCGUGUCUGCAGCAAGAGGUCAACACUGCAAACGCCAUCACUCCAACCAUUGUGGCAACUAUUAAACAAGUAAAGAACGAUCUGAUUGCGUACUUUAGCCUAAUGAAAAUUUGCCAGCCAACGUCUAAAACAUGUCUUGAUCAGUUCUUCACGUAUCUCUCGAUGGAUUGGAGUACCUUACAAACUGCACUGUAUACCGUGCAGCAAUAUGUCAUGUAUAUUCAAAUGGAUGCCGCUAACCGUAACCGCGUUUGUGGAGACUUGGUCAGAGCCGACAUUCAGGAUCAAAUUAUGAACUUGCAAUCAACCGUGCAAAGAUGCUCGUAUCCUCAGAUCUAAAAAUUUCAAGUGUAUUUAUGGUACAAUGCAGAGCUCAAGUCGAUGGUGCAGUCAUUGGAUAUUGUUAU
Molecule: messenger RNA, 959 nt
Organism: Culex quinquefasciatus (southern house mosquito)
Lineage: Eukaryota; Metazoa; Arthropoda; Insecta; Diptera; Culicidae
Exons: 2
Coding region: 34-891 (285 amino acids)
Source: RefSeq, a predicted model, not a curated record